Messenger RNA from Phytophthora nicotianae INRA-310, 948 nucleotides. RefSeq lists its product as hypothetical. The record is from RefSeq and is a predicted model, not a curated record. The transcript is spliced from 2 exons. Bases 1 to 948 code for a protein of 315 amino acids. Lineage: Eukaryota; Oomycota; Peronosporomycetes; Peronosporales; Peronosporaceae.
AUGUGCGUGCCCAAGGACACGGCGGGCGCUGAGAGCUGGACGCAGACGCGACCACAGAUACCAGGAGUGUUGGUAGCACCGAGGGCAGCGCGUGUGCGAUCAGAGACUUCGAAAGCUACUGCAGCGGGUGCGUGGCUAAGGACACGGAUGUCGCUGCGGACGAGUGAGACGUGUGUGCCAAGUAUACAACGAGCGUCGGCAGCCAGGGCAGUAGAGGCCGCGAGUCUCAACACUAAGUGCAGCCUGUUUGUGGUCAAGUACACGGCGAGACUCGAGAAGAAGUUGAACCCAGGCGUGGCCCCGGACGUAACAAUCUGCGGCAGCAAGUGCUUCGUGUCCUUGGAACAACAGGCUGCACUUAGUGUUGAGACUCGCGGCCUCUCUGGUCACACACGCGAUGAACUUGUUCUCAACGCUCCUCGUGUACUAGGUCACGCACACACUGCCCUGGCUGCCGACGCUCGUUGUAUACUUGGCACACACGUCUCUCUUGUCCGCAGCGACAACCGUGUCCUUAGCCACGCACCCGCUGCAGUAGUUUUCGAAGUCUCUGAUCGCACACGCGCUGCCCUCGGUGCUACCAACACUCCUGGUAUCUGUGGUCGCGUCUGCGUCCAGCUCUCAGCGCCCGCCGUGUCCUUGGGCACACACAUGCCACACUUGUUCUCAGCUCUCGUCGUGGGCUUGGCCACCUCUGAGUUGCGCUCGGUUUUGAAGCCUGCGGUGUCCGUGACCACGCACCUGCCGCCACUUGCCGCCGCCGCUUCUGGUGUCUGUGGUCGCGUCUGCGUCCAACUUAUUCUUAGCGCUCGCUUUGUUGCUUACCUCCCUUCGUUGCACUUGGGGCCGAUUCUCACUCUGUAUCUGGUGGAGCUCACGCUGUUGAAGAUCUUCGUGUCCAGAAUCACGCUCGUACUGCACAUGAGUCAACGCACGCGAUGGCCUUGA